Encephalitozoon intestinalis ATCC 50506 is the source of this 588-nucleotide messenger RNA. Its product is annotated as 3-methyladenine DNA glycosylase. The transcript has a single exon. The record is from RefSeq and is a predicted model, not a curated record. Bases 1 to 588 code for a protein of 195 amino acids. Gene Ontology annotation, biological process: base-excision repair. NCBI's taxonomy places the organism in Eukaryota, Fungi, Microsporidia, Unikaryonidae. Gene Ontology annotation, molecular function: alkylbase DNA N-glycosylase activity; DNA binding.
AUGGAAAUGGAUGUUCCUUGUGCUGAGCUUGCAAAAAAGCUUCUUGGUAAAAUACUAUGCAGGAGGAUAAAUGGAAAGACAAUGAAAGGAAUGAUAGUUGAAACCGAAGCAUAUAUAGGGCAGGAAGACAAAGCAUGCCAUGGAUACGGAGGGCGUAAAACAGAACGAAACUCUGCAAUGUAUAUGAAAGCAGGAACAUGCUAUGUGUACAGAAUAUAUGGAAAAUAUGAAUGCUUCAACAUUUCAUCCAUAGAAGCAGGAGCCGGAGUGCUAAUACGGGCUCUGGAACCAUUGUGCGGAAUUUCAGAAAUGAAAAAACUUCGAGGCGGAGGAAUCAAGGAACGAGAUAUCGGAAACGGUCCAUCGAAGCUGUGUAUUGCAAUGGGAAUAACACGGAAAGAAAUUAAUAAAGAGUGGAUCGGAGAUAGUUCAAGAAUAUGGCUAGAGGAGGGUCGGGAAGUUGAAGAUUUUGAGAUUGUUGCGGGGAAGAGAAUAGGAAUUCGGAAUUGCGGAGAGUGGGAAGAGAAGAUGCUCCGAUUCUAUAUAAGAAAUAAUGAGUUCGUUAGCUGUAUUAGAAGACGGAGAUAA